AUGACAACAUCCAGAGCUUUAAAUAUAGUCUUUGUGCAUCCAGAUCUCGGAAUAGGUGGUGCAGAACGCCUUGUAGUCGACGCAGCAGUGGGGUUACAAGAUAAAGGACAUAAGGUAAGUAUAUACACGUCGCACCAUGACCCAACUCAUUGUUUCGAAGAAACUAGAAAUGGGCAGCUUAAGGUCAAUGUGCGCGGGAACUGGCUUAUACCACGAACUCUCUUUGGUUUAUUUUACAUAAUUUGUGCAAUACUGCGACAAUUUCAUUUGGGUCUCGCUUUGCUUUUGUGGGAUAGACCAAAAAUCGAUGUUAUUUUCAUUGACCAGUUGUCGGCCAGUAUUCCGCUAUUGAAGUUUACUGGUGCAAAGAUUCUGUUUUAUUGUCAUUUUCCGGAUAAAUUGUUGACGGGGCGUAAAUCCGUUUUGAAAAAACUAUAUAGAAUGCCUGUUGAUAAGUUUGAAGAGGUGACGACUGGUAUGGCAGAUGCUAUAGUAGUUAAUAGUAAAUUUACUGCCAAUGUUUUUCGUGACUCAUUUCCAUCAAUAAAACAGCGUCCAAAAGUACUUUAUCCGGGAAUACACCUUACUUCGUAUGAUAAAGCUGUAGAUUUGAAUGAUGAGUCGGUGAAAAUUCUAGAGAGUCACAAAAAACUGAUAAUUUCGAUAAACAGAUUCGAGAGAAAAAAGAAUAUAGCGCUAGCUAUCAAUGCUUUUGCUGCAUUACGCGAUAAUCAUUUAGUGUCCACCACAGAAUUCCAAAAUCUACGAUUAAUAAUAGCCGGAGGCUACGAUUAUCGUGUAAAAGAAAAUGUCGAGUAUCAUUUAGAACUGGAAAAACUAGCUUCCAUUCUUGGACUUUCAAAUUUUACCAUAAGUCUCGUUGGUGGAGCAAAAGAUGCACAAUCACCACCACCUUCAGAUGCUCAAGUAGUUUUCCUAUGUUCCUUUUCAGAAGAACAACGUACAUUUCUUCUUUCACGUGCCAUCUUACUUCUUUAUACUCCAUCAAACGAGCAUUUCGGCAUCGUCCCGGUGGAAUCGAUGUAUGCCAGUCUUCCGGUUAUAGCUGUGAAUAGCGGUGGACCAACAGAGUCUAUACUAGAUGAAGUCACGGGAUUUUUGUGCGAUCCAACACCUGAAGCUUUUUCACAAUCAAUUGUUAAAUUGUUAUCUGGUGGUAAUGAAUUUGAUCGUAAAAUCAUGGGCGAACAGGGACGAAAGCGUGUGCAAACUUUAUUCUCGUUAUCCGCUUUUGUUGAUACUUUGGAGGAUAUUUUGAGGCACUUAGCAUUUGAAUCUUCUCCUUCAUCAUCAUUAAAGUUACCUAUCUUAAUUUUUGUGUUAUCAUUAAUUAUUGGGUUUAUUGUAUAUACUCAGGAUUAUAUUAGUAUUUGA
This is a messenger RNA of Ambispora gerdemannii, 1395 nucleotides long. The record is from the annotation of a GenBank genome assembly. Lineage: Eukaryota; Fungi; Glomeromycota; Glomeromycetes; Archaeosporales; Ambisporaceae.